AUGACUGAUUCUUCCCCAGCUGACACCGUGCAGUCGUCAACGCCCACUCCAGGCGUUAGACUGAUUUGCCUCAACCGGCCAGAGAAGCGCAACGCACUCUCACAGCCUCUAAUUCGCAGCCUGCUCUCCGAGCUCAGCAAUGCUUCUGCAGAUCCAAAUGUCUUUUCCAUCGUCUUGACGGGCAACGGUCCAUUCUUUUGUGCUGGUGCGGAUUUGAAUGACAUUGCCCCUCUUGAUGAAGCGGGAGCCCGAGCGUCCCGCUACCUGGAGAACCUGUGCACGGGCUUUGCGUCCGUCAAGAAGCCCAUCAUUGCGGCUAUCAAUGGGCCUGCCCUAGGCGGUGGGUUCGAGAUUGCCUUGAUGAGUGACAUCCUCAUUUCGUCGCAGCCUGCAUACUUUGUGCUUCCCGAAACAAAGAUUGGGCUCAUCCCCGGCGCGGGCGGCACCCAGCGGCUAACAGCAGCCAUUGGCAAAUACAGAGCCAUGAGAAGCAUAUUGCUUGCCCAACCCAUGACUGCCGAGGAGGCCAUGGCUGCUGGUCUCGUCACCAACGUCGUCAGCCCCGACACUCUGAUCCCACACUGCUUGGAGAUUGCGUCCAGGUUCACCGCGCAGAACAAGCAGACGAUGGCAUUUGCCAAGCAAGCAAUCUGCAGAGCGGAUGAUCUCUGCCGCGACGACCGCUUUGAGCGAGAUCUGUACUACACCGCGUUUGGAACCGACGAGAAGAAGCGUGGCGUUGAUGACUUCCUGGCUGCUCGUCGUAAGAAGGCUUAA
This is a messenger RNA of Akanthomyces muscarius, 777 nucleotides long. RefSeq lists its product as uncharacterized. Lineage: Eukaryota; Fungi; Ascomycota; Sordariomycetes; Hypocreales; Cordycipitaceae. The coding region runs from base 1 to 777 and encodes 258 amino acids. Gene Ontology annotation, cellular component: mitochondrion. The transcript is spliced from 6 exons. Gene Ontology annotation, molecular function: enoyl-CoA hydratase activity. The record is from RefSeq and is a predicted model, not a curated record. Gene Ontology annotation, biological process: fatty acid beta-oxidation.